This is a messenger RNA of Penicillium taxi, 1425 nucleotides long. RefSeq names its product FAD-binding oxidoreductase. Gene Ontology annotation, molecular function: FAD binding; oxidoreductase activity. The transcript is spliced from 3 exons. NCBI's taxonomy places the organism in Eukaryota, Fungi, Ascomycota, Eurotiomycetes, Eurotiales, Aspergillaceae. The record is from RefSeq and is a predicted model, not a curated record. The coding region runs from base 1 to 1425 and encodes 474 amino acids.
AUGGCAUCCAAAUUCGAUGACCUCCGUCAAGCUCUGCCCUGUACAGAGAUAUACGUCCCUGGUGAAUCUGGUUAUGAGGACAGUUUGAAGCGAUGGAGCGCAUCAUGCGUCAAACCGGCUGCCAUUGUCGUUAGACCUACCACUGCGGCAGAAGUGAGCGUGGCUCUUCGUUACGCGACAAAGCACAGCGUACUUCCACUUGCCAUUUGUGGCGGUGGACAUUCCACAAGCGGAGAUUCGGCUUCUGAUGGCGGCAUGGUUAUUGAUCUAUUUCAAAUGCGCUCUCACUCUGUUGAUAUAGCUAAACAAACGAUCUCUUUUGGUGGUGGAUGUACCUGGGAGGAUGUCAAUGGGGCUUUGUGGGAACAUGGUCUCGGCACUGUCAGUGGAGUCGUUGGCGAUACAGGUGUUGGUGGGCUCAUCUUGGGCGGUGGCUACGGGUAUCUGACUGGCCGCCGGGGCCUAGCGCUAGAUUGUCUCUUGGCUUGCGAGGUGGUACUUGCUAAUGGAGAUGUAGUCACCGCCAGCAAGGAUGAGAAUGCCGAUUUAUUCUGGGCAUUGCGCGGUGCAGGGCCCAACUUUGGUAUUGUUACAAGCUUUACUUCUCAAGCUUACCCUCAGGGCGAUUGCUGGGCUGGUUUCCUCGCCUAUCCACCCGAGAAACUAACUGAACUGAUCGAGUUUGGCAAUCUAUUUAUGAAAACCACCGAUGGAAAUUCCAUGCUCUCAAUCAUUGUCGGCAGCUUCAUCCCACCUGAUCGGGGCUCUGGUCUCCUCGCCGUGGUGUUUUACAACGGGACCAAAGAAGAAGGGCAAGAGUUUUUCAAGCCUCUAUACGACCUCGAACCACUAGGAGACACUACCGCCACUCUACCUUACACAGAGGUCAAUCUCAUGUUCAACAAACACCCUCGAACUCCGAAGGACCGACAUCUCUUCGGUGGCGCAAACUUCACCCUGCCACUAGACGUCACCCACGGACUGGAAAUCGCCGAACACUUUUGGAGGACCACUAGGUUACCAGAAAACGAGGCUUUGAAAGGCAGCACCAUGACAUUCGAGUAUCACCCUACUAAACAGAUUAGCCAGGUUGCCGUUGAAGACACUGCAUUCGGCAAUCGAGGCCAGUUCUCAUCUAUCUGCAUUACGAUGAACUGGACAGAUGAAACCAGGGAUGUGGAUGCACGCUCACUCUCAAGGUUCUUUUCCCAGUAUAUUUCUUCUAAGACUGGUUUCAAGGGUGAUAAGUAUAGUGAUGGUACGAGCAGCUACGUGAAUUAUUUUAGCAGCAAAAUCAAGGCCGAGAAGGUGUUUGGCCCGAACACCGCACGUUUGAGGGAGUUGAAGCAAAAAUAUGACCCUACGUGCGUAUUUAGGAAGGUUUUGGACCUGUCACCUGGUGUUAAUGACCAUUGUGGUACAUAA